AUGAAUCCUCCAGUCUACUUCGGGUCUAGAACCAACAAGGAUUCCCAGAAGUUUGUUGAUGAAGUCCACAAGAUUCUCUGUGCUUUGGGUGUUAAUGAAGAGGAGAAGGCUGAGUUGGCUGCAUACCAUCUCAAGGAUGUGGCUCAUGGUGUAGAGGUUGAUCCAAAAAAGAUUGAGUCACUAAAGAACUGGCUGAGACCCCUCACUCCUACAGACAUCUGGAGUUUCUUGGGUUUGGUUAAUUACUACCGCAGGUUUGUUGAGGGCUUUUCCGCUAUUGCUGCUCCAUUGAAAACUUUAUUAAAGAAGAAGGCAAAGUUUGAGUGGUAUGAAACUUGUGAAAAGAUCUCAAAGACCGACUCACUUCAGGCCCAGUUGUUCUCACAUUGUCGAGGAGUAGUGAAGGGUAAGGACAAUGUAGUGGCCGAUGCUUUGAGCCUAUUGAGCAUGGGCAGUGUGUCUCAUAUUGAUGAUGAGAAGAAGGAGCUGGUUAAAGAGGUACACCAAUUGGCUAGGUUAGGUGUACGACUGGUAGAUACACCAAGUGCGGGUGUUUCAGUUCAUUCCAGUUCUGAAUCCUCAGGUGUUGUAGAUGUUAAAGAUAAGCAGCAUCUCGACCCAGUACUCAUAGAGUUGAAAGACUUAGUGUUGAAUUCUCAUGGCUCCAGCUACCAUUCCAGCAUUGGGAUGAGACCUUUUGAAUCACUAUAUGGAAGGAGAUUUAGGUCCACAGUUGGGUGGUUUGAGGUAGGAGAGUUUUCAAUCCUUGGCCCUGAGAUCAUACAUGAGGCUAUGGAAAAGUUGAGAAUGAUCAGGGAUAGACUGGCUACUGCUUACAAUUGUCAAAAAUCCUAUGCUGAUAAUAGGUAG
This is a messenger RNA of Solanum lycopersicum (tomato), 870 nucleotides long. RefSeq lists its product as uncharacterized. NCBI's taxonomy places the organism in Eukaryota, Viridiplantae, Streptophyta, Magnoliopsida, Solanales, Solanaceae. The record is from RefSeq and is a predicted model, not a curated record.